Messenger RNA from Diospyros lotus (date-plum), 1232 nucleotides. RefSeq names its product 40S ribosomal protein S6-like. Gene Ontology annotation, biological process: translation. The transcript is spliced from 6 exons. Gene Ontology annotation, molecular function: structural constituent of ribosome. The record is from RefSeq and is a predicted model, not a curated record. Lineage: Eukaryota; Viridiplantae; Streptophyta; Magnoliopsida; Ericales; Ebenaceae. Gene Ontology annotation, cellular component: ribosome. Bases 162 to 911 code for a protein of 249 amino acids.
CUUCGGCUAGGGCAUCCAAAGCGGAUUCACGGUGCGUGUCUUCAUCAUCCUGGUUGCGGCCGUUGAAACUAAAAAGCCCACUUCGUCUAGGGCAUCCAAAGCGAAAUCACAGAUUUUGUCUUCAUCCUUCUCGUUGCGGCCGCUGCUCCGUCCCGUCCAAGAUGAAGUUCAACAUAGCAAAUCCGACCACCGGGUGCCAGAAAAAGCUCGAAAUUGACGAUGACCAGAAACUCCGAGCUUUCUUUGACAAGAGAAUCUCUCAAGAGGUCAGCGGAGAUGCUCUGGGAGAGGAGUUCAAGGGCUAUGUAUUUAAGAUAAUGGGAGGUUGUGACAAGCAAGGUUUUCCAAUGAAGCAGGGAGUUUUGACUCCAGGCCGUGUUCGGCUUUUGCUUCACCGAGGCACCCCUUGCUUCAGGGGAUAUGGCAGGAGAAAUGGGGAGCGCAGGAGGAAGUCCGUUCGUGGAUGCAUUGUCAGCCCUGAUCUGUCAGUCCUGAACUUGGUUAUUGUGAAGAAGGGUGAGAAUGAUUUGCCUGGACUGACUGAUGUUGAGAAGCCAAGAAUGAGAGGUCCAAAAAGGGCAUCCAAGAUUCGGAAGCUCUUUAAUCUUUCCAAGGAGGAUGAUGUUAGGAAGUACGUCAACACAUACCGCCGAACUUUCACAACCAAAUCCGGGAAGAAAGUCAGUAAAGCUCCGAAAAUACAGAGGCUGGUUACUCCCUUGACCCUUCAAAGGAAGCGAGCGAGGAUUGCUGAGAAGAAGAAGAGAGUUGCGAAGGCCAAGGAUGAGGCAGCGGAGUAUCAGAGACUUCUUGCUACCCGGUUGAAGGAGCAGCGUGAGCGCAGGAGUGAGAGUAUGGCAAAGAGGAGGUCCAAACUCUCUGCCGCCUCUAAGCCAUCAGUGGCUGCCUAGGGAUAUAGUUCCCACUUUCUGGAGGCAAGACGGUAUUGCUCAUUUAUAUUUGUUGCCCAGUAAUUUUGCUAUCAUUUAGAUAUUGGGAUGGGACCAUGGAACAAUUUUUUAAGUCUUGCUGCAAUUCUACUUAAUAUGCAUUUUGGUGUUUAUCCCAAGUGUGUAUGGUCAUACCUUUUUCCCAGUUUUGCUUAUGAAAUCUUAUAUAUUAGGCUGGUUCAGUGAUAAACCUCUUUUAGGUAGUUAUGGCAUUUUUAGCACUGCUUGGAUUUUUCUUAUCGUACGAAUAAUCAAAACAGCUAGUUGUGGAGUUGAUACUUA